CAAAAUAAUUUCAAAGACUUAAAGUCAAAUCUACUAUCCUUCAUGGAUUGAUAGUACCAAAGUGUCCGUUAUAUAGAGGCUAUAUAUAGUCUGUACAUGUACAUGUGUAUAUGAAAGUCUUCAGUAAAUAAUCUCACAAUAUCCUUGAGGAUUGUUAUCCUUAUCUCUCACACCUAGUUCACACCACACUCACCCUCUUACAGAUGAGAGCUAGUGAUGAAGUUAUAGCUAAUCUUUUGAGUGGAACUCGUCAAAUCAGGGUCUCUUGGAGUGGAGCUAGUACUACCUGUGUACAAUCAUUCAGACUUUCAGUUUAUUUCUAUGAUGUUUUAUUGGAUACAGAUAUGGUUAGUGGAACACAGUAUGAUUAUACUCCGAAGAAAGAUUUAUCUGGUGACUACAUCUUUGAAUUAACCAGUAUUGAUUAUUUGGGAAAUGAUGUUGGUUCUACAAAUAGUACAACCUUUGUUUGGAAGGAGCCUAAAUAUUCAGUUCGUAUGAAUAUUAACAACAGUAUUGCAAAUUUCACAUUUAAAAAUGAUGAUGAUGAACGACCCCCAGUUACUGAUUGUAAUAUUACUUUGGAUUAUGUCUUGAAAUCAUGUGUCAUGGAUAGCAAUAUAGCUAUCUUUAACAUAACGUCUGGAGUUGAGCAUACUUACAAUAUUAGUAUUUCUAAUGUUGUUGGGAAAGUUAAUAGGAAUGGUGAGUUUAGUAAUGAGAUAGUGAUGCAGAAUGUAACAAUAGAAGUCAGAACUAUAGAUUCACUUGUAACUGCCAUUCCAUUUGUUGUACUGGGAGUAUUGAUUGUAUUGUUUGUUUGUUGGAUUGUCCUGAGGAUAUGUUGGAAGAAACAAUGGUGCUGUCCCAGGAUUUGGAAGAAUAGCUUUUGGUUAAUUUUCUUUUGCUAUGAUUGUUGUACCUACAUGUAUGAAGCUGAAGAGAAAAGAAGGGAAAGCUAUAGGUCUGAAGAAUCCACAUGUUGGAGGGAGAAAGGAACUGAUACUUCUCUUUAAUCAUUAUGACAAGAGUAGACUACUACUCAUUUAGAACAAACCUUGCUAUUACUAUUGUUUCUUGUCUGUUGUUGUUAAUCGAAUAAUAAAAGAGUGUUAUAAUCUUGUUCUUGUCCUUAAA
Molecule: messenger RNA, 1137 nt
Organism: Amphimedon queenslandica
Lineage: Eukaryota; Metazoa; Porifera; Demospongiae; Haplosclerida; Niphatidae
Exons: 8
Coding region: 204-1016 (270 amino acids)
Source: RefSeq, a predicted model, not a curated record